Molecule: messenger RNA, 1830 nt
Organism: Babjeviella inositovora NRRL Y-12698
Lineage: Eukaryota; Fungi; Ascomycota; Pichiomycetes; Serinales
Exons: 2
Coding region: 1-1830 (609 amino acids)
Cellular component (GO): U2AF complex; commitment complex; U2-type prespliceosome
Molecular function (GO): poly-pyrimidine tract binding; pre-mRNA 3'-splice site binding
Source: RefSeq, a predicted model, not a curated record
AUGAGUUACAACCCACCCACUGCUCCAAGAGCCUCAAAUGGCUACGAAAACGAGAGAAGGGGCGGUUACGAGAACGAUCGCAGAGGCGAGAAGCCAGCCGCCAGGCCAGACCAAUCGACAUUGUAUCUGAGAAAACCAGUCGAGCAUGGUGAUAUUAGAGACCCACUGAGGGCCGCCAGUUCCUACUCCCCUAAUCCGACCAGAGACACCAGAGGUCCCAGACGUGACGACACAAGAGACAAAGACUUCAGGGACAACAAACCUAGAGACCUCAGAGAUACUAGACUGAAUGAGUCCAGACCAAGAGACAGCAGGGACAACAGACCCAGAGAAAGAGACACUAGGGACACCAGAGACACUAGGGACACCAGAAAUACAUACAGGGACGACCGUUCUGGGCCUCGUGAUACCAGAGGACACAUGCAGAGAGAGGACUAUCGAAGCGACAAGCUCUAUGACAGGGGCAGCUCGUAUAGGGGUCGUGAUUCUUAUACGCCACGCGGUGCGCACCGUGACUCCAGAGACAGAUACGGAGGCAGGGAUACUCGCGACAGUGGGUACGGGGGUAGAGACACACGCGACGCAGGGUACCCUCCCAGAAGCAGCAAACAUGCAUACACCAAGGAGGAGUUGGCCGACGUGAUUCCGAUCAACAAGUAUGACAGAGCCGGAUCUAAGUGGGACAUUAGGCCCUCUGGGUUUGAGAGCGUUUCUACUGAUAGAGCCAAGGCGUCCGGUCUCUUUGACUUACCCGGCAGACCUAAGAAUGAAACCAUCGAGAGCUUGAAGCCGGACGAGAGUGAAGCAAAGAUCCACCAAGACUCGCAUCUUGAAGCCGUUGCAUCGCGUUCCGCCAAGAGUGUGAUCAUCCCUGGUAACUUUUCCAAGACCGAUCCCGCCACUGUGGCCAAGUGGAUCGAAGACUUUGUGUUGUCUAUGGAGAUUCCCGAAACAGAAAACCCCAAAACGGUCAUUGACAGUACCCGUGUGUGUGAUAAGCAGACCAAGUUGUGCUUAACCUUCAGUAACGCUGUAUUUGCAACCGUGGUUGUAUCGAUGAAGAACUUUGCCGUUCCCGGUACCGAGUUGGUGUUGAACGCUUCCAGACCGCAGGAGUAUGUCACUCCCCGGGUGGUGGACAACCAUGAUAAACCGCGCUCCGAGGAAAUACUUCCCUAUGUUGCUGAUUCGUUUUUCAAGAUGACCGUCACUAACGUGGACCCUGAGGUCAACGUCGAAGAAGUGAAGGCUUUCCUAGCAACUCUUGGUACAUUAAAGGCGUUCCAGCCGUUAUACUCGCGUGCUAAGCGUUUCUUGGGGACUAUCUUUUUUGAGUUUGCAGAUUCAAAGCUGAUCAACCCGGCGUUGGAAAAGUUGAAUGGAAACACGUUCUCCAAGGAAAAACCCGCCAUUGCUUUUGGUAGUUGCACCGGUGCCAAACAGGAGAUUGAGGUGACGUACGAGACCCUUAUUGCCGCUGCUCGUGGGUCCGGAAUCUCCUCGUCCAAGCCGUCAUCCGCUAUUGCCUUUUACAACUUACUAACCGUCGCGGAGUUGAGCUCCGAGAGCUUGCACGCUGAUGUGGUAAACGAAGUUGAGCAGGAGUGCUCUCGCUUUGGUGAGGUAGUUGCGGUGAGGUCUCCCAGACCGUCCAAGACACCGGUCGUUGGUGCAGAGCUUGAGCCUGGUGUCGGUGCAAUUUUUGUCAAGUUCUCAUCUCUCUCGGGGGCCCAGCAAGCUUUGCACGGGAUGGUUGGGCGGACCUUUGAUUUUAGAACCGUGGUUGGAAGUUUCUACUCCGACGAAGAUUUCACGUGUGAUCUUUUCUAA